Carya illinoinensis is the source of this 666-nucleotide messenger RNA. RefSeq lists its product as uncharacterized. Bases 1 to 666 code for a protein of 221 amino acids. The record is from RefSeq and is a predicted model, not a curated record. Lineage: Eukaryota; Viridiplantae; Streptophyta; Magnoliopsida; Fagales; Juglandaceae. The transcript is spliced from 2 exons.
AUGGGUGGAUGUAAUGGCGGACAGGAGGAUUGGGGCUCCGUAUCACCUUUCCUGGAGUUGGACGUGAGGGCCUCAAUAAAGCAACAAUUUUCCAGUUUAGUUAUAUUGGAGUAUCCUGUAAUAUAUGUCUCUCUCCCUGCACACAGCUCUAAUUUUGACGUUGUUAAGGAUACCAACCCUGUUACUGAAAAACCAGAGCUAAAAGAUUCUGAAAGCAAUCCAAGCCCAGUUGGUGCCCCCUUCAAGGAGGAGGAAAUAGAAGACAACAAUAACUCUUUAGAUCCUCGUGUUUUUGAGCUCAUGAAACAUGUGAGUUCAAGUCCAAUGCCUCGAUCCCCCCAUUACAACUUGAGGACUGAGAAAGAGAUAGAUAACUCAUCAGAAUGCCCUUUGUUCUCAAGGGUGGCAACAAGCAACUGGUCACAUUCCACCUCCAAUUCCAAUGAAGCAGGAGUGUCUCAAAUGAUGGAUUUUGACUUUGAUCAGGGCUUAAUAGAUUCGUACUCAGAGCUCAUUGCACAAAUUAACCCUGAUGACUUUCUGGAUUUGGAAUUUGAGUUUGCUGAAGAGCUAGAUGCAGAAGGAAGAAGAGAGCUCUCGGAGGCGUUAACUUGGAGGGAUGACUUUCUCGAAUUGAAAAUGUAUUUGGAGGGGGAAUGGAUCUGA